Paramecium pentaurelia is the source of this 165-nucleotide messenger RNA. The record is from the annotation of a GenBank genome assembly. Lineage: Eukaryota; Ciliophora; Oligohymenophorea; Peniculida; Parameciidae.
AUGGAUGCAAUUCUUUAUGUAAAGAAUGUUUUAGAUCUAAUAGUGGCAACUAAUUUAAUUUAAACUCUCUUAUUUUUGAAUAUAUAGACUUGUUUAGAUAUUUAUCCUAUGUUUUAUGAUUUAACCUAUUAUGUACACAAUGAUGCAUAUUUUGUUCAUUUAUGA